Funneliformis geosporum is the source of this 1170-nucleotide messenger RNA. The record is from the annotation of a GenBank genome assembly. NCBI's taxonomy places the organism in Eukaryota, Fungi, Glomeromycota, Glomeromycetes, Glomerales, Glomeraceae.
AUGUUUUCCCCUCGCACUUUGACACCUAUAAUUAUUCGACGUUUUGCUAAUUAUUAUUUCCCAAAAGGAAUAGGUGGUUGUUUCAGAUUCCAGAUAUGUAUUAACGCAUACAAGAGUCAAUCCGGUUUUAUGAAAGAAACAGGUGGCCUGUCAGUCGAUUUGCCAAAUUGCAGAUUCUUUCAAUCUCGAAAAAGGAACUUAAGCCGGGAUACUAGUGCCGUAAAAUGUUCCCUUUCGGUCGAAGAAAUAAAAAAGUGGAAUCCAGCACAAGUUGUUAGUUUUUUGGAGUCUCAAAAAGACAAGUUACAUGUUAAUGAUGAUUAUAUUAAUAUAAUUAAGAAGGCUAAUGUCUCUGGUUCAGACUUCCUCCAUCUUUUAGCAGUAGAUAAGCUCAAAAGUAUCGUAGCUAGGAUACCCACCAAUAAAGUUCACGUCUUUGUUGACAACUCCAAUAUUUGGAUUGAAGGAAAGUAUGCUGUUGGCGAACUCGAGCGGUUGGGUUCUUUUGAUUAUGACAGAAAUUCCUAUUAUUUCGGCCAACUUCGUAUUGAUUACGGUCGACUUCUUACAACGGUUCAGCGUGAACGUGAGUUGGGCAGUUCUCCUGUCAUUGUUGGCUCACGCCCGCCACCAAACGAUUCUUUGUGGGAACGCAUUCGACAACAAGGGUAUGAGGUUAGCUUGAAUAAUCGUGAGAAAAAGGUUGAUGCGACACUCGUAUGUUCUAUGUAUGAAGUAAUCUCCAAGGAGGAUCCUGGAGUAUUGGUAUUGAUUGCUGGUGAUCGCGAUUACGAACCCGUGAUAACACAAGCCCUCAAUAAAAAAUGGAUUGUCGAAACGUGGUUUUGGAAUUCAGGGAUGUCUAUGGAACUUAUAUCUAAAACAAAUUUUAAUUCUUUGGGCAACUAUUAUCGGUCCUUCGCAUACGGCUAUGGGCCUGAUCGUGGCGAGAAAAGUUAUAUUCUUGAAAUUACUGAUGGAGAUGUAAUUACUAGUUGGGAAGACCAAGAUAUAUUUAAAUGGUUUAAUACAUUGAACUUAUUUGGUUGGUGGAAUUGGAUUGGUUAUGAAACUUUGCAACUGUAUUUCAAUAAUACGACGAGCUUGAAGGUGUUAAAGACGUGGGUUAAAGAUAAUCAUCAAGAUGUACAAGUUCGGGAAAGAAAUUAA